AUGGCAGAAAAUUCUCCUUCUCCCUCACCUGAACGAGCAAUUUAUGGAUUUGUACUGUACUUAGGGACUUACUUUGGAUUUGGUGAGAGUUUAGAGAGGAAAUGAAACAUGUAAUUCAUGUAUAAGAAGACGAUGAACACCAGCAGUCUUAAAUUUUUGAAAAUCACAGUUCAUUUUUUAUUUAACUUAAUUAAAAUAAUGGCUACGGUUUGAUCACUGGAAAUUAUAUUGUCCAUUUAUCGCGAUAUCCCUCUAGAAGAAAGCCAGGGACAGGGACAGUUGAUUUGUAUAACUCACAACGUAUUUUCUUUGCUUUUUAUGUUGUCAGGUCUUUAUUUAAUCUGGGCAUGUGUUCCUGAAGAAUGGCUUCAUAGUAUUGGAAUAACAUAUCUCCCACAGAGGUAUGAGGAAGCAAAAUCAUGUACUUUACACACACUGCAAUCUGACCAAAAUCCUGGGUAGGGCUCUUGGUAGUAGGAGGGGGAUGGGGUGGGAAGGUACUCAGGUGGGGAUGAGUGGGGAUGUGCAGCCUCUGCCUUCAAUACCCUAUGCUAGAUUGGAAGUUCCUGAGUCAUGACCCUUGUUGAGUUGCACAAUACCCACAUAGGUAUUUUUGGUGAGUACCCCCACCCCAAUCCCCCAUGCCAAUCAACACUUGAUUAUAAGGGGGUGGGUAAGGGGUCAUGGAUGGGCUUGUAAAAGAAAGAGGAGGAUAGGAAGGGAAAGAGAAAGGCAAAAGGCCACUUCCUCUCCACUUCAUUGCUCUGUUUGGAAUUUUUGUCUAUUCCCAACUAGGAGGCUAGUUCUUAGCCCAGGAAGAAAACAUGUUUGCUAACUGAUAAAUGAGAAAUGAUGACAGUUUUACUGCAUCAUUUGUAAAAAUUCAAAUAGAAUUUUAAGAGACCCACUGUUUACCCAUCCUCAGAGUAAGGUGGCUGAUCCACUGUUAAAGGGAACCUCCACUCUUACUACAGAAUAAGUUUAAAUCGAACAAAAUUAUGUUGAUAAACAAUUUUGUUUGAAAUUUGUCUUAAAAAAAGUGUUUAAAUCAGGAAAAGUGAAUUUUAAAAUCGCUUAUUUUCACUUUCAAAUUUCGCGGGCGCCGCCAUCUUGAAUAAUUGUGACGUGUUACGGUUGCUCUAUUGUUCUGACACAAAGAGCUUUUGUUUAAUAACAAUACUAGGGCAACCAUUACACGUCACAAUUAUUCAAGAUGGUGACGCCCGCAAAAUUUGAAAACAAAAAUAGGCGAAUCUAAAAGUUAUUUCUUUCGGAUACUAACACUUUCUUUAAAAAUAUUUUAGAUUGACUUGACUGUAACAGUUAUUUCCUGUGAUUUAAAGUUAUCUUUUUGUUGAAGUGGAGGUUCCCUUUAAUAGAACGCAGUUUUUGUACCAAAAGGUUUUAGCCUUGCUAUACUGCUAAGGGAACUAAAUAGGGGCUUAUUUGUUUAUCUUUACUUUUUCAUUCACUAGGUACUGGGUGUUAGCAGCACCAAUCUAUCUUUGUGUUGCUUUUGUUUUUGCUGUGAUAUUUUAUGUGGCCUACAAUUUUACUAUCACCCUACCAGUGGAUUCAAUCAAUACAAUCACAGGUUUGUAAAGCAUUCAAUUCAAUACUUUGGACUCUGUGGGGUUACUAACUCAUACUGUCUUGUCAUGACUUGAAGGUAGAUGUAUGAAGGCUGCCAUGUGUUACACCCUAAAAUGUUCCAUAAUGCUCAAACGUGACUGAAAAAAGAUUGUAACUGCUGGUAUCCUGACCAGCGGGCUUACCCCCUUGUUUAUUAGGAGCAUGCAGCCCUGCUCAUAGUCUGUAGGAUGAAUCAGCCCUUUCCCCUUUAAUUUGGCAACUGGCUCUGUUUAGCUGGAAAAUGAGCAGUAUUUCUAUUGUCAUGUAUGUGUAGAGAAAUUGAAAGAACAAUGUUAUUAAUGAAAAAUAUUACUGACAGUAAGUAGGCAGAAAUAUUUGCCAUACUUAUGUUAGUCGUAGAUUUUCAAGUAACCUUAAACCAUUUUUUGCUUGUUGGCCUUUAAUGGACUGAUACGACUUCUUGAUUCAUGCACAAGUUAGAAAAUUCUUAGGCACCUACAAAGCCCAGAAACAUACCUAAAAAGGUAUUCCCAAAAAUAUCACUCCUACUACUUUCUUAUCCAAAGUCCAUCAUGUAGUAAACAAGUGAAUCUGAAUUUAUUUUCUUGUGUUCUUCAUUUUUUUCCUUUGCAGAUACACAUGCCCGGUAUGAAGGUGAAGACACAAAACCAGUGCUGCCUGGCUCAGUACCCCCACUCUAUGAUAUACCACUCCGUCAGGUGAAUAAAGUACUCUAUGGAGACGGAAUAACAAGUUACAGCUGUGACAGUCAUUAGGAAUGAAGUGACUAACUGUGGGAUAUUUUUACAGUCCAAUGAGCCUGCGAACAGAGGUAUUCCCAGUUGUCACUGGAGAGAAGUAAGGAUCAGAAAAAAGUCUGGGUUCACAGGCUAGGCAAAGCUCAAAUAAGAAGAACAAAGUGUAAGAGGUCUCUGUCUGACAGAGUCAGUAGGAACCUUCCUGCCCAGUUAUUGCACCAGAUGUGAUAUUAUUUCUUCAUUGAAUUUGUCAACCUUUCAACUAAGUUACCUUUGCCUGGUCAACAAAGGCACUAAUAACAUUUUAGUGAAAGCCUGUCACUCAAACUAGGGACUGAUACUCUACAACAAAAGUGAUGGGGGUGCUCAUUGAAAGAAAUUAUACUCCAAAACACCCUUUUUAAGGCUGUAGCAAUAAUUAUCAACAAUGUAUUUAUGUUAGAGAGAUUAACAUUCACCAGGGGUUUCAAUAAGCACCGACGACUCACAAAACGCGUUGGCUACAUUGCUCAGAGAAGUCGGCUACUUUUUUCCCCCAAAGAAGAAGCAACUAGUUUGAAUAAUGUCAUGGACAAAUAUAGACUUUGUUCACGCAAAAGUGUACGUAACUUAGUAAUAAAUUACCAUUUGUUCAUUGCUUGUAGGAGUUAAUUGUGUGGCUAGUAAAUCAAAAUUUGACUUAAACCCAAAUCUUCUUGAAUGGAAAACUCGCCCGUAGAUAACCCUUGAAAAUGUGGACUACUGGCCCCUUGUUGAUAC
Porites lobata is the source of this 3110-nucleotide messenger RNA. NCBI's taxonomy places the organism in Eukaryota, Metazoa, Cnidaria, Anthozoa, Scleractinia, Poritidae. The record is from the annotation of a GenBank genome assembly.